Messenger RNA from Neocloeon triangulifer, 2580 nucleotides. RefSeq lists its product as uncharacterized. The coding region runs from base 246 to 1073 and encodes 275 amino acids. NCBI's taxonomy places the organism in Eukaryota, Metazoa, Arthropoda, Insecta, Ephemeroptera, Baetidae. The transcript is spliced from 7 exons. The record is from RefSeq and is a predicted model, not a curated record.
GUCAGUCGGGCAUUGUCAGUGACGGAUUCCGGCGGCGGAGGCAAUCGGUGGCUGCGCACUUGCAAGUCGUGGGUGAUCCAUUGCCCAACUGAGUGUGUCUCGGCUUAAGAACUUUUCAAAGGCAGAGAAGAUUCGCGCUCAUCCCUCGUGCUCGGCGAAAGCCACACUUUUCACUGGAUCAAAUGAGGGGCCUUUCACCAGUAUCAUCAGCCGAACCCUUCUGAAUCUUCGCAAUCAGCAUCGCAAUGGGUGGCGAAAACAGGCUUCGCCUUCUGCUGCUGCUUUUUUCCUUCUCGCAAGCCAGCAACGGAUUGCGGGACCUGCAGAUCAAAGUGCCUGAGGCCGUUCGCAGGGGCAGCAGCGUCGAGUUGACCUGCGACUACGACUUGGAGGGCGCCUUGCUUUACUCGAUCAAGUGGUAUAAGGACGAGCAAGAGUUUUUCAACUUCGUCGCCAAGGAGGCUCCGCCCACAAGGGUCUUCCCGGUCCCCGGAGUUUUGGUCGAUGAGUUUCGGUCUGGCAAUAAAUCGGUGGUUCUGCGCGACGUGCAGAGGGACCUAACCGGCAACUACAAGUGCGAGGUUUCCGGAGACCAGCCCACCUUCCACACGGACGUCAAGUCGGCCCCGAUGCUGGUUGUCGACGUGCCGCAGGAAACGCCGCGAAUCGAAAUCGAAAAAUACCGCUUCAAAACGGACGAGCCGAUUUUGGCCAACUGCACCUCGGCGCUUUCGUUUCCGGCCCCCAACAUCACUUGGUUCGUCAACGGCAUGCAGAUCAGCCCAAAGCGGUCGUGGAUAAAGGAGGAGGGCGCCGGUUUGGAGACGGCGAUUUCCGAACUGCGACUGUACCGACCCGUUUUCUCCGAGGGCAAACUCAAUCUGCGCUGCGUGGCCAGUCUUUUCAACUUGUACCGCAGAAUCGGCGAGGCUGUCGUCUACCAGGCUGACCAGGAAACUUCGCCGUGGCCACCUGCUUCUGUCAGACACAGCGAUUCGGCCGGCGCCGCAGGACGGAGCUUUGAAGCUGUGGUGGCGGCACUCUUGGCAACCAUAAUCUCCAUCAUCAGGUAAUUGAUGAGGCUGGCAGGCUGCUAAAUUAGUCGGGCGCUUUUUGCAACCAACUGCUCGGAAGCUAGACAGACGGACGGACGGUCCGAGUAAGAACAACGAAGGAAAGACUUCACUCGUAUUGAUUCCGAGUUGGCUAAUGACAGAGAAGGAGAGGCCGCGCCAAAACGGAUUAAUGUUGUUGUUAGUGGUGAGGUGAAGUGGAAAAAAGGUGCUAAUUGAGACGGACAAAGCCGAGCAUUCGGACGUUUUUAAUUGAGAGCGGGAGUGCGCGCCACUUUUCAGUCGCUCGGUGAACGUGAACAAUUAUUCAGAAAUAUAAUGCGUGUGCUUUGAAGUUGUCACGGAAGGUAACUCUGAAAAUUAGCCGAUGCCCUCUUCGCCCCCCGAGUAGAGAGAAAGAUGUUCUUCGUGCGCUUCUUCUGAUUAUAAUUGGAUUCUUAAUUGGAGCAAGAUUUUAACAAGACUGUGAUGUGCCGGCAGCUGGAAAGAGCAUCUCGUGUUUUCUGCCGCGCUGUGCUGCUGUUCUCUCGCCAAUCGAAAAAUGUUUGUGCUCGCAUCUUUUGCGUUCUCGUUAGCCCGAAUACGACGAGAGAGAGAGAUGAGGACGAGGAAGAAAAGAGAUACUCUCGAGUGCUAUAUUGCUCACGCGCCGAGGCGGAAAUUCUGUUUCUGUGUGCCCUGCUUGCUCUCCUCGAUCUCUCUCUCUCUCACGAACUCACAUUUUGCUAGAGUGGCUACAAAAUCGGCCCUCCAAAGUCUUGAUGAGACAGCGCGUCUUAAUUUCGGGCAUUCCUCUCUUCGAUACAUGUGCCAAUUUCUCAAGGUCCGCGCGCGUAAUAGUUUUUAGAAGCCUUCCCUUUGCGUUACUACUCGUGAUCAGCAAUCUACCAGACAAAAUUUUCAAGUUUAGAAUUAAUUUGUAUUAAAAAAAGCCAAAUUCUUGUAUUUAAAACAGAUAAAAAAAAACUCGCAUUUUGCACAAGAUUCUUAGAUGGAACCGUAUCUAAUUAAAUGGUAUACUUGAAAGAUUAAUAAAUGUUCUCGGAAGCUGCAAAUUUUCCUUUCAUUGCUUGAACUAUAUUAUUAUGAAUAAUUAUAAAUUUAGGCUAAUUACGACAUCAAUUCAUCUAAUUGCCGCUUUGAGUGCUGGAGUUUCGAAACGGGUUAGCUUUGACAGCAAUUUUAGCCACUCUAUGCAUUCACACAUCCCUCCCUCACUAGCCAUUACAGGUCAUCAAUCAACAGGGUACUGUGUCGAAAUGUAUACAAACACACACAUUUACUUGUCCACUGUAAAUUUGCCAACCGCUCUGCGGCCAUGUUUGUGCAGCAUCACACUUGGCAAUAGUGUUAAUUAACCAUUUCUAAUUCAAUUAAGUCCCCGUGGAGUUGGUCUGCCGAUCAAUCUUGCUUCUGUUGUGUUUGCGGUUGUAUUUUUUUGUGUAGAGAAAGAAAAAGAAAACAAAGGCCGGAAAUGUUAGAUAUUUACUAUUAAUAAUCAACAAGA